AUGAAGUCUCUUCCCUGGCUGCUUUAUGUGGCUGCUCAAGCUUCUACCCUUGUCCACCCGACACUUGCCCAUUUCACUCCUCGCGACUACGAUGCUUACGACUACUACGCCCUUCAUCUACGAUCCACCUCAUCCCCUCAUGAUAUCGCCAAAAGACUAGGUAUCGAGUAUGUCGAACCAAUCGGCAGACUUGAUGACCACCAUCUCUUCCGAGUCCGUAAACGGGACGAGGAUGUUGUGGAAACCCAGCUUCGAAGGCUGCGACUACGCAAGCGCGAUGAGCUAUCUGCUGAAGAAGCGGAACUCACGCGCGCAGUCCGGUUUUCGGAGAAACAGAAAUUGAAGAAGCUGGUGAAGCGUACCCCACCAAAGCUUACGUCGCGAGACACUCACGAAAAGGGAUCUGGUUCGUCAUCCGAGGUUGCGGGUGGCCCUGGAGACAACAAAUUCAAGAGCGAUGACCCGAGUGGUGUCAAAGGUCUUUUCACGACCCUUGUGGAUACUUUGAAAAUUAAUGAUCCUAUUUUCAAGGACCAGUGGCAUUUAAUCAAUACAAGGGAAAUCGGCCACGAUGUCAAUGUUGGAAGGCUAUGGCUAGAUGGAAUCUUCGGCGAGAACGCUACUGUUGCCAUCGUUGACGAUGGCCUCGAUUUUAAGAGCCACGAUCUUGCUGAGAAUUAUUUCAAGGAAGGAUCGUGGGACUUCAAUGACCCUGGGCCGGAUCCCUUACCCCGUCUUUCGGAUGACAGGCACGGAACAAGAUGUGCUGGCGAGGUAGCGGCAGCUAGGAACGAUGUGUGUGGUGUUGGAGUUGCAUAUAAAGCGAAAGUCGCUGGUAUUCGGAUUCUCUCUAAAUCCAUUACCGAUGCCGACGAAGCCGUCGCACUGAAUUAUGCUUACGAGAAAAACAACAUCUACUCUUGCAGUUGGGGUCCACCAGAUGAUGGCGUUGCCAUGGAUGCCCCUGGAAUUCUUAUUAAGAAGGCUAUUCAGCAAGGCGUUCAAAAGGGUCGUGAUGGCAAGGGUUCAAUCUUUGUCUUCGCGUCUGGUAAUGGUGCUGCUAAUGGGGACAAUUGCAAUUUCGACGGUUAUACGAAUAGCAUUUAUAGCAUUACCGUCGGCGCGAUCGAUCGUGCUGGUGCUCACCCUUACUACUCGGAGGAAUGCUCUGCCAAUCUUGUGGUUACCUACAGUAGUGGUUCUGGCACAGAUGCCAUCCAUACUACAGAUGUUGGUGUUAACAGUUGUUACACCAUGCACGGCGGAACUUCUGCCGCUGCCCCCCUUGCCGCCGGCAUUUUCGCUCUCGUCGUUUCUGUUCGACCGGACUUAACAUGGCGAGAUAUGCAGUAUCUUUGUGUUGAAGCUGCGGUCCCCGUCAACGAACAAGACCCCGAUUGGGAGACUACCACCAUUGGCAAGAAAUUCAAUCACAAAUAUGGAUACGGCAAAAUCGAUGCUGUCAAAUUAGUCGAAGCCGCUAAGGAUUGGAAAUUGGUCAAGCCCCAGGCGUGGUUCCAUUCAGCUAUGCUUCAUGUCGACCGUGCGAUCCCCGAAGGAGAUAAGGGACUAUCCACAACUAUUGAAAUUACGAAAGAGCACUUGGAAAAUGCCAACCUUCAGAGGUUGGAGCAUGUCACUGUCACCAUGGACCUCAAUCAUACCCGUCGUGGAGAUCUAGAUGUCGACCUUAUCAGCCCGAAUGGACUUGUAUCGAAAAUCGCUGCUCAGCGCCCGAAAGACUCAAGCACUGAAGGAUACAAAGAAUGGACCUUUAUGACCGUUAAACAUUGGGGCGAGAGCGGUAUCGGGAAAUGGACCAUCGUUGUCAAAGACACUGUUCAUCCUGAAAAUCGGGGAACUCUCAACUGGUGGAGAUUAAAUCUCUGGGGGGAAGCUAUUAACGGUCAAAAACAGAGGCUACAUCCACUUCCAGGCGAUGAUGACGACGAAAACGAUCCGUCCAAGGCUGUUCACUCAACGAGCACCGUCGGCGCAGUAACGACAAGUGUUUCCAUAACGAGCAAGGCCCCUGUUUCCGGCAAUCCAUCGGAUCACCCAGAGAGGCCAGUCAAAACCAAGACUUCGACUUCAGUUGAGCCUUUAUCGACGAUGCAAGAUAGUAGCUCCAGCUCCAGCUCCAGCUCCAGCUCCAGUGCCACGGCGACUGCUGCUGAAGCCUCUGACUCAGCCGCUGCUACCGACACUGCAACUUCCACUGCUGAACCCGAAAGGGCCGGAUUCAUCCCAUCAUUUUUCCCUACGUUUGGCGUUAGUGCAGCCACUCAAGCCUGGAUUUAUGGUGCCAUUGGAUUCAUCCUAGUCUUCGCGUGUGCACUCGGAGGAUUCCUGUUCUGGCAACGAAAGAAGCACCAGGCCAACAAAGGUGCCAUGGACGACUACGAAUUUGCCAGACUGGCAGGUGGAGGUGAUGAUGAUGAAGCUGCGGAGGGUCUUACCGGUGGCGGCCGACGCUCUAAGAGGAACCAAAGGGGUAGAGACUUGUACGAUGCAUUUGGAGAGAGCGACGAGGAAGAUAUGGGAGCUGGAAGAGCUUUUGGGGAUGAUGAUGAUGACGACGAGAAGCACCACGUCAUAGGGGAAGAUAGCGAUGACGAAGUCGAUAGUGGAGAGUCGUACGAAGAUGUUCCUUCGGUAAGGCCUGGAGGCUCUGGGACUAGAAUAUUGUAA
Orbilia oligospora ATCC 24927 is the source of this 2691-nucleotide messenger RNA. RefSeq lists its product as uncharacterized. The transcript has 5 exons. The coding region runs from base 1 to 2691 and encodes 896 amino acids. Lineage: Eukaryota; Fungi; Ascomycota; Orbiliomycetes; Orbiliales; Orbiliaceae. Gene Ontology annotation, molecular function: serine-type endopeptidase activity. Gene Ontology annotation, cellular component: trans-Golgi network; Golgi membrane. Gene Ontology annotation, biological process: protein processing. The record is from RefSeq and is a predicted model, not a curated record.